AUGUACGCAAUUCUCCUUUCAACGGCGGGUAUUUCACUUCUGCUCGCAUAUUUUAUCCUUUGGCCUAUCAUCAUAUACUUCAAAGACCCCAAAGGACUAAGAAAAUUCCCCGUCCUUCACCCCCUGGCCGGUUUCACAAACUUGAUCUUUGUCGGAGAGGCACUACGGGGGUUCCGAUCAAAAACCCUCCAGGAUAUGCACAAAACCCAUGCCGUGAUUCGCACAGGACCCAAUUCUCUCUCGUAUGGAGACCUCGGCGCAAUCAAGGACAUAUACGGCCACGGUACGAAAUGCUUAAAGGGCGCCUUCUACGAAACCUUGGCGGGUACGCAUUUCCACCUUGCUGAUGUAGUAGACAAGACGGAACACAGCCGCAAGCGCAGAGCUCUAGCAGCGGCAUACGCCAUAAAGAAUCUGGAGAACUGGGAACACAAAGUGGCAGACAAGGUGGAAAGGUUCAUCAAGGCGGUCGAUGGUGCUUGCACGGAGCCCAUGAAACCCGGGUUGUCCAGACCUGACCCUGCCGAUCUUACUUUCGAUUAUCGGAAAUAUACAAACUUCUUCACGGUCGAUGCAAUUGCAGAUAUUGGACUCAGUGAACGUCUUGGAUUUCUGGAUGCUGGCGAUGAUCUCACCGAAGCGGAGCGAAUGGAUGGGUCAGUUUAUCAUGUCAACUUUCGUCAGUGCCUCCAUUCCACUGCUCGGGCUCAGUCGUGUCUUGCCUGGAUGGAAAGAUGGUAUGGCUUCGCCUGCAAAGCAUCCAAGCUGCUGUCCAAAGAUUUCUCCCGGUGGUGGUACUUGAACGAAGGGUGGAACGACCUAGUGUACCGCCGCGCGACGAAACGACUCCAGCGGUAUCGAGCCGGUGAGAAACUCGCCGACUUUUUCCAGUCUCUCAUGGACCACAGUGAGACCAAUCCCCUUGAAUGGGGAGAAAUCGUCGCCGAGGUGUCCAUCAUGAUGAAUGCAGGAUCUGACACGACUGCCAUUGCGAUGAACAACGCCAUGUACUGGCUACUCAAGAACCCCAGUUGCCUCGACAAGCUCAGAGAAGAAGUCGACUCGGUGUUGUCCGAAGACGAAAUAAUCGCUCCAUAUGAGAAGGUAAAGCAUCUGCCCUAUCUGCGGGCAUGUCUAGAUGAAGCUCUCCGGAUAACACCACCUACAACUUUUGGCCUGCCGCGGCGGACCCCCCCGGAGGGUUCAGUAAUAUUAGGCGACUUCAUCCCCGGAGACACGACUGUUUCCAUAUCUGCGUAUGUCGCUCACAGAGACGAGAAGAUCUUCCCUGAUCCUGAAAGCUACAACCCCGAUCGUUGGUUGGGAGAUGGCGGCAAGGCUCUGCAACCGCAUUUUAUAUCAUUCAGUGCUGGGGCACGAGGAUGCAUCGGGCGGAAUAUCAGCUAUUUGGAACAGACUGUAUUGUUGGCGAGUGUGGUUCACAGGUAUAACAUGGCUCUUCCAUCGUCGGAAUGGGAGCAGGAUAGACUGGAGGCGUUUAAUCUUAUGCCUGGUCCGAUGCCAAUUAAGAUUUGGCGACGACAGCGAGAGAGUUGCACUUAA
This is a messenger RNA of Pochonia chlamydosporia 170, 1563 nucleotides long. RefSeq names its product benzoate 4-monooxygenase cytochrome P450. Gene Ontology annotation, molecular function: iron ion binding; monooxygenase activity; heme binding. Lineage: Eukaryota; Fungi; Ascomycota; Sordariomycetes; Hypocreales; Clavicipitaceae. The transcript has a single exon. The record is from RefSeq and is a predicted model, not a curated record. Bases 1 to 1563 code for a protein of 520 amino acids.